Molecule: messenger RNA, 1266 nt
Organism: Pogona vitticeps (central bearded dragon)
Lineage: Eukaryota; Metazoa; Chordata; Lepidosauria; Squamata; Agamidae
Product: transmembrane protein 14C
Biological process (GO): regulation of heme biosynthetic process
Cellular component (GO): mitochondrial membrane
Source: RefSeq, a predicted model, not a curated record
CUGAUUGGCCCGUGUCACGUGCGUAGCUCUUUUACUUCCGGAAGGAGCCGAGGCAGGGCUGCUUGUGCUUGUAGUGCGCGCUUUACGGGGGCUGCGGGACGGCAGAUAUUUCAGAAUGGGAUUGGAUUGGAUUGGCUUCGGCUAUGCAGCAUUAGUGGCUUCGGGUGGGAUCGCUGGCUAUGCAAAAGCAGGUAGUGUCCCAUCUUUAGCUGCUGGUCUUGUUUUUGGAGGGUUAGCUGGACUGGGAGCUUACCGUCUGUCUGAAAAUCCCAAGGACAUUUGGCUGUCCCUGAUUGCUUCUGGAACCUUAGCUGGUAUUAUGGGCAUGAGAUUCUACAACUCAGGAAAAAUUAUGCCUGCAGGAUUGAUUGCUGCUGCAAGUCUGCUGAUGGUUGGGAGGCUUGGACUGAAGAUGUACGAAAAGCCACACGAGGGAUAACAGGACAUUAUCUUCCGAAAUGAUAACUGGACAAGUUGAUAACAAAUGAAAUGAUUGGAAUAUGUAGCAGGAUGAAUGCUACAUAGAAUGGGAGAACACAAAACACACCCUAAAAGUAAAUGGAGACAAUAAAUGGCUUACUUGUAACAACAGAAAUUAGCAGUCUUUGUAUACAAAAAUGGCUUUCCACGUUCCAGAAGUAACAUGUAAGAUAUGAAAUGUGGUCAGACAAUUUCAUUAUAAUGUGUGUAUAUACUCUCAGUGUUAAGACUAUACAAGUGCAUGGAGGCAAGGAACUGUUUUAACUGAGAAAAAUAUUACAAAUCAUGAACUGGGGAGGGAGAUCUAUCUGAAUCAGAGGCUGAAAUUUUAUUAUGUAAUGUAAGCAGUCAUAAGUUUUGCUCUAUUCCUCAUGGGUAAAAAGAGAUCCCACCUCAGUUUUUGCAAGGAACAGAAUGAAAGGUAUGACUUUGCUUACAUUAUGCAAUAGGAUUUUGGUCAGAAUCUGAUCAAGGUACUCUUUUGGAUUGCAACUCCCAGAAUCUCCCGGCCAGCAUGUCCUGCUGCCUAAGAGGGUUCUGGGACUAAUUCUCCAGAAAUUAAAAUGUCUGCAUUUUGGGCUGAAUAGAGCAUCUCCUGGCUGAAUAUAGUGCUGUAUAGAGACAAGAGAAUUGAGGUGAGCGCCUGGCCACUCAUGGUCCCUGUUGCCUUAUCAUGAAACAUUAGACAGCAUGCUGGUAUAGCUGUGCAGUGUUACUCUACUGCAUUCAUAUGCCAAGACCACUUGUUACGGUGUAAAUGGAAAAUAAAUGUAAUAUGCAGAGGAA